UUUAUUCGAUUUGUUCUCGAGAUUGUUCUCCGUUCUGUAUAUCUUUUCGACUCGGAGUUUAAAGGCGUUCUUACCAUGUUCGAUCCGCUCCUUCUGGUUUACUUGAUGCGGAGGUAAUUAGGAGCCCUUGUUCUAUUUUACUUGAUUCGACCGCUGAUUUAUCCUUUCUUGUGCAACAAACCGCUAGAUUUAUUUUAUACCGUAUCCAACAAGAAGCCUGGUUUCCGUCCUAUUAGAGGACACGACUGGUCGUGUUAUAUAUACCUCCUCUGGCUUUCUAUUGCGUAGUUCUGAGCCCCAGGGAAACUUUCGUUGUUAAUCAUCUUCCGCUGAGUUUUACUACUGGUCCUUCCACCCCAAAGCAUCGAAUCUUCAGAUAGGGUUAGAUUGCUCCUACCAUGUCGAUGUCUCCUUCUGAGAGGGAUCCAUGCCCAGACUGCAUCCUCGACAGUGCAGGUGCGGGGUUUGCCAUUGGUGCUGUUGGAGGUUCUACCUGGUACUUCCUGAAGGGCCUCCGGAACUCGCCUAAUGGCACACGGUUGACAGGCGGUAUAGAGUCCGUGCGCAUGAACGUGCCGCGGCUCGCUGGGAGUUUUGCCGUCUGGGGUGGUCUCUACUCCGCCAUGGAUUGCACCAUGGUGUUUGUGCGCCGGAAGGAGGACCCCUGGAAUUCCAUCAUUGCUGGCGCCGCCACUGGCGGGAUCCUCUCCUUACGCGAGGGCCUUAGAGCCGCUGGCCGCUCGGCACUAUUCGUCGGUGCCCUCUGUGCCUUCAUGGACGGUGCCAGCCUCAUGCACAGCCGUGUUGUUGCCGAGCAGCAGAAUCUCCCCCCGCUCCCUGCUGACAACCCCAACUUGGACGCUACUGUUGCCGCAGAAGAAGGUGGCUUGCCGAGUCGUGUGGGUAGCUGGAUCGGCAGUCCCUUCGGCAAGGAAGUGGAGGUGAAGAAAACCAAUGACACCGUGUCCAAGAAUUUGGAGAGUUUCGAGACGCCCAGCCCUCCGAUACCAUCGUUCGAGUACAAGUGAAUGAAAGCUGUGGUUUUAUUUGAUUUAUGGCCGAAUCUGUAUUUGUUUCUGCUUAAAAGUUUCAGAAAAUAGUACUGUUUCUAAAUUCUACAGAGACUAGUGAGAUAUGCUGAUACCCAUGUUUGAGUAUAAGCAGGUUCAUGGACAAGGGGUUUUCUCCAGAAUUGUGGUUAUUCUCUUCUGUUGAUGUUUCCUUGAUCAAGUGUACCUGUUUAUUUGUUGAGUAUUUUGGAAGGCUGUUGCCAUUCAUGACAUGAACUUUUGAAACAUCA
Molecule: messenger RNA, 1300 nt
Organism: Brachypodium distachyon (stiff brome)
Lineage: Eukaryota; Viridiplantae; Streptophyta; Magnoliopsida; Poales; Poaceae
Product: mitochondrial import inner membrane translocase subunit TIM17-2
Exons: 1
Coding region: 399-1028 (209 amino acids)
Biological process (GO): protein import into mitochondrial matrix
Cellular component (GO): mitochondrial inner membrane; TIM23 mitochondrial import inner membrane translocase complex
Molecular function (GO): transmembrane protein transporter activity
Source: RefSeq, a predicted model, not a curated record